Messenger RNA from Rotaria sp. Silwood1, 213 nucleotides. The record is from the annotation of a GenBank genome assembly. Lineage: Eukaryota; Metazoa; Rotifera; Eurotatoria; Philodinida; Philodinidae.
AUGCUUUUCUAUUCAUUUGAUGUCAAUUCCAAUCAUGAAGAAAUUUCACCAUUAUCAAAUCGUUUUCUAGUUGCACAUUCAUCACCAGUACAUGAAUUAACAAUAACUGAUGUAGUAGUUACUCGUAUACAAGAUGAUUCAUUUCAAUCAUCAUCAUCAUCAAAUUCAAAAAGUAGUUCAAGUACAACGAGUCGUUCAUCACGUCGUCAAUUU